This is a messenger RNA of Cariama cristata (Red-legged seriema), 813 nucleotides long. RefSeq names its product potassium voltage-gated channel subfamily KQT member 1-like. Gene Ontology annotation, molecular function: voltage-gated potassium channel activity. Gene Ontology annotation, cellular component: membrane. The record is from RefSeq and is a predicted model, not a curated record. Gene Ontology annotation, biological process: potassium ion transport; transmembrane transport. The transcript has 8 exons. The annotation marks the transcript as partial. Lineage: Eukaryota; Metazoa; Chordata; Aves; Cariamiformes; Cariamidae.
AUGGGAGUUGUUGAAAUAGCUCGUAAUAGCUCAUGGGAUUUAGGUAUGGGGGCCUCACGAUGUCGCUGGGCGUAUCCAGCUAUACUUCCAUCCACAGUGCUACUGCCUCGUUGUCUUGGAGCAUUUGUGUGGGAGAGGGUGUUCCCUGUCUGUUUCUUUUAGGAAAUUGUAUUAGUGGUAUUCUUUGGAACAGAGUAUGUAGUUCGGUUAUGGUCAGCAGGAUGCCGCAGUAAAUAUGUUGGAAUAUGGGGAAGGCUUCGUUUUGCUAGGAAGCCUAUUUCGAUCAUUGAUUUAAUUGUAGUUGUUGCUUCUAUGAUAGUUCUUUGUGUGGGCUCUAAAGGUCAAGUCUUUGCAACCUCCGCUAUCAGGGGCAUCCGUUUUCUGCAGAUUUUACGAAUGUUGCAUGUUGACCGUCAGGGUGGUACAUGGAGGCUGCUGGGAUCAGUAGUGUUCAUACACAGACAAGAACUGAUAACUACACUCUACAUUGGAUUUCUGGGCCUGAUUUUUUCCUCUUAUUUUGUGUACCUGGCUGAAAAAGAUGCUGUAAAUGAUUCUGGAGAAACAGAGUUUGGCAGCUAUGCAGAUGCCCUGUGGUGGGGAGUAGUGACUGUUACAACUAUUGGCUAUGGGGAUAAAGUACCUCAGACCUGGAUAGGAAAAACCAUUGCAUCUUGUUUUUCAGUAUUCGCAAUUUCAUUUUUUGCACUACCUGCGGGAAUUCUUGGUUCAGGCUUUGCCCUAAAGGUACAACAGAAACAAAGACAGAAGCAUUUCAACCGUCAAAUUCCAGCUGCUGCCUCUCUCAUACAG